UUUAAUAUACUUUCUUUACUCUCCUCUACCUCUGCUCUGCGCCCUGAGUUGGCGGGGUGGGGGUGUUGGUUCAAGCGGUUAGGAAGAGCAGGAAGCUCACCGUAGAACACCUUCCGCCCCGCCAAGGGGUGGUGGACACCGGCUCUGUUUGCAUACAUCCGGCUGCGGAGAGAGGUGGAGAGAUGGUACCUGCACCCUGAGUCACAGAGUCAGUUUGACACUGUUCGUUCCGAGCGGCAGUAACUUACUUACUUCCUUACUCACCAUGGCACGUACUAAGCAAACGGCCCGCAAGUCCACCGGUGGCAAGGCGCCCCGCAAGCAGCUUGCCACGAAGGCAGCUCGCAAAUCUGCUCCUGCCACUGGAAGUGUAAAGAAGCCCCACCGUUACAGGCCAGGAACCGUGGCCCUCCGUGAGACCCGCCGUUAUCAGAAGAGCACCGAACUGCUUAUCAAGAAGCUGCCUUUCCCGCGCUUGGUGCGUGAAAUUGCCCAGGAUUUCAAGACUGACCUCCGCUUCCAGUCCUCCGCUGUCAUGGCCCUCCAGGAAGCUUCCGAGGCUUAUCUCGUGGGUCUCUUCGAAGAGUUUUGUACAUUAUACAUUACAUACUUAGUACAAUAUUAGGCUAAAGAAGUCACAGUUAAUGCCUUCUAUCCGAAAGCCUGCCUCUGUUUGUCUGUCCGUAGCAGCCACUCAUUCACUGUACACUUGAACUGCUGCGUGGACCAGCAGCCCUCUACACUCGCU
Messenger RNA from Portunus trituberculatus (swimming crab), 748 nucleotides. Its product is annotated as histone H3-like. Gene Ontology annotation, molecular function: protein heterodimerization activity; DNA binding; structural constituent of chromatin. Lineage: Eukaryota; Metazoa; Arthropoda; Malacostraca; Decapoda; Portunidae. The record is from RefSeq and is a predicted model, not a curated record. The coding region runs from base 266 to 625 and encodes 119 amino acids. The transcript has a single exon. Gene Ontology annotation, cellular component: nucleosome.